Molecule: messenger RNA, 2246 nt
Organism: Dreissena polymorpha
Lineage: Eukaryota; Metazoa; Mollusca; Bivalvia; Myida; Dreissenidae
Exons: 3
Coding region: 217-1218 (333 amino acids)
Source: RefSeq, a predicted model, not a curated record
CUCACCGAACCAUAAUAAUAUCAACCAAGAGUCAGCUUGCAAUAGAGAUAGUCGUUCACUGAAAAUGUUAAAUUAUUGUGUGAUGGAGUUGGAGGACAAGCGCUCGUAACAUUUAUUUUGUGAUCAUUUGUUUUAAGACAAAAACGAAUGGAAUAUGUAUCCACCAUGCAACCGAAUAUCUUUUUCAACGUUUUCUAAAGAAGUAACCUGAUAAAAAUGGCGACUAUGACGUACAACGUUACCAACGCAAACAACGAAACGCCAAUCUCUGGUCCUUAUGAUGACAUCAGUAACGACGCUUACGACUUCGGCGUCAUUCACGAUUUUAAACAACUGGACGAGCUGGCAAAGGUCUUUGACGACGUGAAUAUUACGGGUGCCAUUGGGUUUUCCAUCAUUGGCAUCGGGAUAUUUCUUACCAUCGCCGACAAAAGGCUUCGCGAAAUACCUCAGAUGUGGCAUCUGUUUCAAAUAAUGUUACUUUCUGUUCUGAUGGGAAGCAUUCUGCACCCGUUGGGACAUUUUGGAAUGAUUUUGUUUGACAACGGUCUGUGCGAAUUCGUGAUGUACUCGGCAGAAUACAUGAGUUUUGCGUCGCCAUUGCUGAUGGUGGUAUUUCACGUGGAGGUUCUUUUCGCCAAAGCAAUCCCGCUAUCUCGUUGGCAGACCAGUGAAUUCUCGAGAUUUUGUAUUCUUAGUCUUACAUGUUGGCUCUGCGCCAGUCUCCUAGUGUCCCAUGUGGUUCUUACGUUCAACACUAAGGAGACAUUCUGCUUGCACAUACCGUUCGAAGCCGCGUGGAACACGAAAUUCGCACUACGAGAGGUUUUGCCGAUGGUCAUAUGCGCUCUGUGUAACACGUUGAUGAUCGCUGUCAGUUGCUUUAAGACGUUUAGACGAAACCUGCGAACUGAAUCGUACGGACUGCACCAGGUACGAUUCGAAGGUACAGGCGACGUUUCAGAGUGGAUGAGAUGUUGUCUGAUCCUCAACGUCAUUUUACUAAUACGCCUCGUCGCAUUGGCUGUCUUACUGAAAGACACAAACUUAUUCACACCGGAUAAAUAUAAGGUGGCGUUUUUGCUUCAUGUUUUCCACGCGCAGUCUUUCUACCUCGUGCCAAUGUGCGGACUUUUUAUAUCCGGAGUGCGCCGUAGCAUAGCGGACGUGUUGUGGAAGAUUGUUGGCGUUUUUCGCGUUGCAAAGGCAGAUGAUUAAUUGGCCGUCAGCUUUGCUAACAUCUCUGAAACUGCGUAGUGUACGUUUAAACAUUUUUGGAAGAUGCGUGCUGCAUUUUUACAGAUUCGCUCUAAUGAUGCGAAGUGUAUUUAUUGGACAAAUUUUGCAUAAUUUUCAGAGAAUAAGCUUGACAGAUUUAUAUCAAUUUGAAAUGCACUCUGUGGGACAAGCACAAUAAUCGGUCUAUUGUUAACGUGUAUCAACAUAAAUGUGUUUUCUAAGUUUGUAAGAGUUUUGUUCAUUUGAGGCACUUUUUAUCUCUUUAUAAGAGAAUAUUAAUUCACCGUUCGGAUAUUAACUUUUGUGCGAAAAGUUGGCUAAAUGAUUUAAAAACAUUAAGUGUUCAUUGAAUCAACGUUCUAAUCCUAUAUGUUGAUUAUGAUUUGUUUGCCAUUGAUUUAGCACAUAUUUAACAGUAUGUAAUGUACGUUUUGCCAGAUUCCGUAUUGUAGUUUGCUGUAUAUAUUAUUUAAAGAGUAUGUAGACUACAUUUUUCUCGAACCAACGGGUGAGAAAAGUAUCUGCAUGACGUCUCUUUAAGACCCUCUUUAUACCAAUAAUUAUUAUUAUUAUCAUGCACAUAAACUAUAAAUUAUUUUGAAUAAUCGUUUGUAAAGAGUGUAUUAGAAUUUAAGUUUGAAAGCUCUUCGUUCAAGCAUAACGUGUGAUUUACCGUACGGUAAGUAGCAAACGCAGUGUACAGCUUUGAUUCAGUGGAGGCGACUGAAUGUAUGGCGUGCAUGGAAACAAUACGAUAAAUAAUCACCGAUGUUUAUUGUUUAUCUGAUUUGUAUGAUAUUUUUUGGUUUUGUCAACUUAAUUUCCUUUCUAAAGGUUUUUGCAUAUUGAUUUUAUGUUUGUAGACUUUGACGUUAACACUGAUAUUGCACAUUUACUGUAGUGUUAUGGUAAACUCAUUACAUAUCUUUAAGUUGGAAGUAUAAUGUUUAUAAAGUUUGUCAUUGUACAUUUUAGGUGACGAAUUUAUAUAAUAAUACAAUUUUAAG